Monomorium pharaonis (pharaoh ant) is the source of this 5999-nucleotide messenger RNA. It is a transcript of the gene Hip14, whose product is annotated as palmitoyltransferase Hip14. Gene Ontology annotation, biological process: protein palmitoylation. Bases 804 to 2645 code for a protein of 613 amino acids. The record is from RefSeq and is a predicted model, not a curated record. Gene Ontology annotation, molecular function: palmitoyltransferase activity; protein binding. The transcript has 10 exons. Gene Ontology annotation, cellular component: Golgi membrane. Lineage: Eukaryota; Metazoa; Arthropoda; Insecta; Hymenoptera; Formicidae.
CCGCCCAUCGCUCCCAUCGGUCCGUGUAAACGUGAAAAACACGGUACGAGAUGUCGGAGCGGGUGGUCGCGGGCCGCGACGGACUGAAGCGGGAAGUGGCUCGCUCGUAGGUGCUCUCCGUUCUACACUUUUGUCCCACGCUCGCCGCGGACCUUACCGACCCGUGGACGAGUCCAACGGAGCGCGGAGAGAGCCACCACGCGUUUCGCGAUUCCCGCGAUCGAGGAGGCGUCACGAGGGUGUCGUCGUGAAAUCGAAAGGUCAACCCCGGCGCGGCUCGAAGCCGCGCGUGCAUGUGUGCGCGCGUGUGAUAUGCCGGUGCCCCUCUCUCCGGUGCAGCACAACACAGCGACAGCUUGUCCUCCUUUGAAACCAACCACCCUUCGCCUCGCACCCCCGGGGAUCGUGUCGAGCACGCCGCCGUGGUCAUCGUCGACCGCUACUAUGCGUGUCACGCAUUAACGACGCACAAACGUCGUGAACGAGGUGAGCCGGGGCCCAUUCUAUACCUGCGUAUUAUUGUAUGUGUGUGUAAAUGGUGUAAAGCGAUUUAUUUUUGUGCGCGUUACGAAGAUCGAUCAGCGAGUGUACGGCGAGAGUGUUUUUCAACUUCUCUGUCUCCCUCGCUCCUCGUCGAGGGAGAAAGAAUGUGUCGAGGGCGAGUUCCAAGAGAGAGUCGCGUCGCGUCGAUCUCUGAACAUCGUGAUACGGAAGGGAAGGGAAUGAGGGUGUACUCUGCGUUCAGAGCUCCGAAUCUUUCGAGCGGAAGAGGAAAUUAACUACCUUGUUUAUAUCUCGUGACCAUGUACGCGCUGCAGAUGCAGACCGCCUGCCAGGGCGAGGGCAACGAGCCCGAUGACCCCAGCAGCCUUCAUCAGGAACCAGUGCGACCUGCCAUCCAAGAUUGCAGCUCCUUCGAUAUUGUCAGAGCCACGCAGUAUGGAGCGUUGGAUCGAGUGACGCAGUUGGUGGAAGCUGGUGCCGACGUGAACCAACCAGAUUCAGAAACUGUGACGCUACUACAUUGGGCUGCCAUAAACAAUCGCAAAGAUAUUGUUAAAUAUCUCAUUGCAAAAGGAGCCGUAGUUGAUGCUAUCGGCGGCGAAUUGGCAUCGACGCCAUUGCAUUGGGCUACGAGACAGGGCCACCUCUCUACGGUUGUGAUACUGAUGCGGGCAGGCGCUGAUCCAACUUUGAGGGAUUCCGAAGGCUUUUCUUGCAUACAUUUGGCGGCACAAUUUGGUCACACGGCCAUAGUGGCUUAUUUGGUGGCAAAAGGCGUGAAUCCAAAUAUGCCGGACAGAAGUGCCAUGACGCCUCUCAUGUGGAGUGCUUAUAAAGUUAAUAGUUUUUCUUAUUAUAGUCUAGAUCCGACGCGACUGUUGUUGACUCUGGGCGCGUCACACUCGCUUACUGAUAAUCUACAUGGUAAUACGGCCCUGCAUUGGGCUAUCAUAGCAAAAAACAAUACGGCAAUAUCUACUCUGGUGCAACAUGGGGCCUCUCUAGACAUGCCCAAUUUCCAAAAUGAGACGCCAAUGACACUGGUAGCUCCGCAUCUUGGCGCUGUGUGGCUAGGACAUAAAGCCAGUUUCGACAUUAAGGAGAGACAAGGUCGUACAAGAACAUGGUGUAGAGAUAAGAGAAUUCGUUGGUGUUGCAUGGUCAGUACGCCAUUUAUAGUAUUUUAUGUGAUCGGUAUAAUUCUACAGAGUGGAUGGGAUUAUUUAUUAAAACUAGGUGCCUUCAUCACCCUUUAUGUAGCAAUGUAUCUAAUGAAUAUGUUUGUGUUCGACGAACGGCUGUUUCAUAUUUUACCAAUGUCGAUUUAUUUAGCAACCAAGAUGUGGAUAUAUGUUACGUGGAUCUUUUGGCUGGGUAUUCAUGCAGCAUGGUAUUUAUGGCUGUUAUUAGUCGGUGGAUCUGUUCCUCUCUGGAUAUGCUUUCUACAGUCUUGGAGGGGUGAUCCUGGAAUUAUUACGGCUACUCACGAGGAUAAAUUAAAUACAAUAAUUGAAUUGGCUGAGUCGGGUGGUUUCGAGCCACAAUGGUUCUGCAGUAGUUGUUUAGUCAGAAGACCUAUGAGAUCUAAGCAUUGCUCCACAUGUGAUCGUUGUGUAGCACGAUUUGACCAUCACUGUCCAUGGGUUAAUAACUGUAUUGGUGCACAUAAUCACAAGUAUUUUCUUGGUUUUCUGGCAUCUUUACUAGGAUUGUGCAUUGUUAUUUUAUCUGCCAGUGUACAAUAUUGGCAAUUUGAGUGUUGGUCGAACUUAACAAACGGUCAUAGCGCAGACAACUAUUUAGUAGCCGCAGCUACUUGUGAUGCUUGGGUGAUGUGGGUAGCAGCCAAUACGUCCCUUCAUUCUUUCUGGGUUGGGACUUUGUUGGCGUGUCAAUGUUAUCAGAUUAUGGUCCUGGGAAUGACAACGAACGAACGUAUGAAUGCCGGUCGUUAUAAGCAUUUCAAGCAGGGGAAUCCGUUCCAUCGUGGUGCCCUGCAGAAUGCUGCUGACUUUUGUAACUUUAGUUUUUGCGGAGUGAAGGCAAAACCCAGCUCAGAUUGGCUGCACAGUUUCGAUCUCAAGCAAAGCAUCGAGAAGUUACCUUUGCUCGCGCAGAAAGAUAAUUUUCAGUAUGUUUAGAGUUCUAUAAGCAGCCAUGAGAAGCAAAUGUACACAUACAUACACCAUAUCAUUUAUGCCUGACGUACUUCUUGAGCCACCAAAGAGUUGUUGCCGCAAACAUGUAAGUGACUUUCCAGUACGGCAGUAAUUAUGCGGACAUGGACGAUUUUGUUCGCGUAUUCUCUAAAUAGUUUUAUUAUGCAGCAAUAUCGCUGAAAAUUUUUCAACUUGUACGUUGUAAAAGACUGUUAAUGCGAAUGUGCAUAUCCCACCUAUAACUCUACUUAAAGAUAUCGAUGAAUGGUAAAACGGUAAAAAAUGCACAAAUUUCGUAAAAUUAAAAUUAACACUUUGUUGCCCAAAUAUAAUAAACGCGAAAAAAGAAUGAGUUUCUGUAUCAAUGAUGGAUAUAAAUGGAGGAUAUAUAGAAAAAAUUAAAGAUUAAAAAAAUUUAAUCUGUAAUAUUGGAUCUUAGAAAUAGAUAUUAGAAAUUGAGCAGUGUAGACUCACUCUUUUCUUCUAUCUAUUAUGCAUCAUCUAAUUUGUAUCUUUGAGAGAUAUUGAAAUUUAUUUUUACCAAAUUGUAGGCUAAUUCUUUACAUUAAAUGCACAUUGUAAAUAUUUAUCUUGAAUCGUAUUCAUUUACUCACUGACAUUUAUUAAUUAUUCCACAUCUGAUUUUAAUAUUGCGAUCCGUAAAUAACAACUAAUGAUUCAUGAACAACGGAUACUUGCUUCUUCAAGAAGUAAAAUGCACUUAGAGCUUGAAAGUACAUAUUAUUCAGUGAUUAUAAAGUUAUAAAUCUGAUACCUCUAAUUAUACAAGAAACUUAAUCUACAAGAUUAUAAUUAUAAUUACAGUUAUUUUAUCAUCUAUAGAAUAAUUGGAAAUCUAUAUAUUUCUCAUUACAAAUGUCGGAAAAUAUUUAUAUGCAUUUAUUCUCGAUGAAUUCUAUAAUUCAUAAUUGAAAAAAAAAUACAUAAAAGUGUAAAGUACUAAAAUUUAUUGAUAGAAAAAAAAUAAAUAAUGCAAUACUUAUUAAAAUUAUGUGGUGUAACAGACAAAAUAAAUAAUAAAGAUGUGGGGCCUAUAUAUCAUCGCUAUAAAUGUGUAUAAAUUAUGCAAAUUAGAACGCGUAAGAGAAUCAAAUGCUGUGCGAUAGAAUUAUAGCCAAAAGAGAACUACAACUAUUUAUACUGUUUAGUCUAUAUUGUUCGUAUUUGUAAGAGUCUACCUGAAUUAAGUGCCAUGUUAUGCUUCUUGAAAUGCAUUUAUGUACUCGACACCAUAAACUUCUGUUGAGAUCAACUACUAUUCAUAUUGAUUACUGUUGCGACUAAAAUGUAAUAUUUAUAGUAAUAAUAUGAUUUGCGAUCACAAAUCAAUAUUACAAAUUAGUCGUAAUAUUUAUUUAAGGAAUGUGUUAUAUAUGAAGCAUAUCUUGUCAUAAAAACAUUUAGGUCACAAAAUCGCUUUUUAUAUGUUAUACAAAGAGUCUAGAAUAUCGUUACGCAACAAAGAAAUUAUUUAUCAGCUAAACACGAUAGACAACGAUCUGCGUGUAAUUGUAAUUUAAUAUUUAACUCCAAACUGAUAAUUCUUCCAAAUUAUAUGUACAAAUUAUUGCAGACAAAAAAAAAUUAUUGCUUGUACAUUCCAAUUAACGGUAGCAUUUUAUAAUGAGGAUGUAGGAAAUGUCAAUUUAUAGAAUUAUCUCAUCAAAUCUUUUGAUUCUAAAUAAGUUAGUUAAUGAUGAAAUGUAAUGUAUUAUUUUUAGAUGCGCUCUCAUGAAAAUGACAAUAGGAAUGUAACAUAAAAUAGAUUUUCCUAAGCAUAGAAAAAUGUAUUUUAUGCUUUUCUUCACAUAAAAACAUUCCUAUUUUUAAAAAGAAAAAUUUCAAGAAAAACCUCAAGGUAAUGAUUUUCAAUUUCGAUGAGGGCGUAUAAGAAUGAUCAAAGAAUAUUUGCACAUAGCUUGAUUUUAUGAUUAAUAUUGAUAUAGGUAUAUCUAUAUAUAUAUUUAGUAUAAUAUCAGAAUUAUUCUAAAUACGCAUCUAUAAUACUGAAUGAGACAUCGCAUAUGACAUCAAACAUGCAUUUAAGCGCUAAAUUAUAUCGACGAAAUUUCUGUUGCUUUCAGUUAAAACAAAUUCAGUGAUCAUUUAUUUGUAAUUGUAAAUGUUGUACAUUUUAUUUGACGCUUUCAUGAAUAAGUAUUUUAAUUUUAGUGUUGAGAAUCUAACGUAAAGACUUUUUAAUGAUUAUUCAAGCAACGUCUUCGAGAUCAUUGAUAUGCUCUAAGUUUAAUUCUAGGUUCGAUUUACCGGUUGUAUUAGUUGUAAUUCAUACAGAUGAUUUUCAUACCCGACGAUUCUUUCUUGUACAGGAUGAGGAAUGAUAAGUGUACAAAAUGUUGAGAAACAUACAGAUAGUUUUAAUAUGACUAUAUUUGACAUAGCAAUCACAUGAUUACUGCAUAAACGAGUACUCCAUGUCAAUGUUAUUAGCAAAAAAACUGUAUAAAUAUUAUAAAUAUAGCAAUGUGCAUAGAAGAUACAAGUGAUUGUACUAUGACAUUAUUUGUCGGACAGUUACGUUUAAAACGUAAUUGUUUUCAAAAGGAUUACUUCGCGUCGAACAGGUCGAUUUGAUUGUUGCAUUAAUUACUUUUAUUUCUCUUAAUCUAGUCCAACUGAGAUUAGUAGCGAACAAUAGCAUUGAUAUAUUUUGUUAACUAAUGUGUUGUGAUCACUUCCUGUACGGAAGACAUAACCGUCAAAGUAAGCUAUCUUAAUCUUCUAACUUCUGUAUGUAUUACGUAUUAAUAUUUGAAGAUAAGGAUCGAAAUCGAUAUAAUUUCGUCCGAAUUCGAGUGGAUAUAACACGAAACGAACAACAGGCUAUAAAUUUUCGCGUUUAUUUAUUAUAAGUGUAACGCGACAAUUGGCGCAUAAUGCUCACAUUUUCGCAUAAAUUAUAUCGAUUUCCAUCCUCGCAAAUCAUGAGUAUCAAUGCGUCGUUUGAACAAGCGAUCGAUAUAAUGCAAAAGUAAUAAGACAUUUUUACAGUCGGAAAAAAUAUAUAUCUAACGUCAUAAUGAAUGUUAUUAAUAUACACGCACGUUUCUUACAUUGCAGCAUUUUCUUAAGCUCCAUAAAAAAUAAUUUUAAGAUUAUACGAAAUAUAUAAAAAACGAAAAAAAGAUGGAUUCACAGAUAUAAAGUUAUAUAAUUCGCAAUGCGACACCUUUAUCAUUACUGUGAUUUGCGAGGUAUAAUACGAAAAACAUAUGUAACACACAUACAUUGAAUGUUCGAAUUGCUGUUAAAUUUUUGACGAAUUAUAAUAUAAUAUACACGAUGGUGGUGCGU